This is a messenger RNA of Mucor mucedo, 843 nucleotides long. RefSeq lists its product as uncharacterized. The record is from RefSeq and is a predicted model, not a curated record. The transcript is spliced from 2 exons. NCBI's taxonomy places the organism in Eukaryota, Fungi, Mucoromycota, Mucoromycetes, Mucorales, Mucoraceae. Bases 1 to 843 code for a protein of 280 amino acids.
AUGGCUUACUCCACUCCCAAGAAGAAUACAAGAAGUUCUAUCGGACAAGACUCCAACGAAGAGACUUCUACGACGAGAAGUGGCAUCAAUCCCAGUGAGCGAUCUGAGGGUAUCUGUAAUAAUGAGAAUCCACAGGAUUCCGUCCCAAUUGACAGUAAUGACAACUUGGGUUUGAACAACAAUUUCGAGGAUUUGGAGGCUGAAGACGCCGAAAUUUCUUUCAUGGAAUUGGAUGAGGAUAUUCUUGUAUUGGCCAGCAAUGGUGAUGAUGAAGAAGUGUUGAAGGAUGUUCAGCGAAAACAUCGUAUGUUAACAAGCACUCUCGAAUUAAUGAUGAAAUGCUCCAAGGUUCUUAGUAAUGACUCCCACGCCUUUGUACCUGCGGGUAUCCCUUUUCUUUUCCAGUGGAAAUCGCAUGUAUUAAGCACCAAAAGAAGAGUGUUUAAGAAUAUCGAAGCAUGUGUAGAGGAAUUCGAAAAUAUAGUAGCGACCAAUGACAUGAACCUAGAUACCAAUUGGGCUCGUUUACUUCCAGGUUGUCUUUCCGAACCCAUGAAAAAGGAAUUGCAAAUUAAUCAUCUGGACAAUAAGAAAUAUGCACGAUGGAAUCAAAUCAGAGACACGCUGAUUAGAGCUUAUGGAAAGGAUAUUAACGAAGCCAAGUCCGAAACAUCCAACAAGCUAUUCGCCAUAUCGAUGAAGGAAAAUGGAACGGUUGGAGACUACAACAUGCGAUUUAAGCAUUGUCAAGCCAAAUCUGGGGUCAUCGAGGAAUCUACAGUGGUGCGUCUUUACAAGAAAGGUCUAGCAAACCAUUUACAGAAGCUAUUAAUGAACAAAUAG